AUGGAGCCGAACGAAGACCACGAAACGUCCUCCCCGGAAUACGAACCAUUCUCGCUAUCUCAGGAUGACUCUAUAUCAGUCACAUCCUCAAAGCCCCACUCGGAGAUAUCGUCAAAGCUACCCUUACGAUCAUCCUCAGAACCGCCCUCGCUCACCGAGGAAGAGCUGACUCUCUCUUGGGAGAUUCGUCAGACCCUGGACAGCCUGAGAGCCGCCAUUCAUACUGUGAACACAUUCAAAACAACCGUCGAAUUCUUGGACUCGUUUCCAGAUCUCACAGAGAAGCCUAUGGAGAUACAAAACGCGGUCAAUACCGUUGAACAGGGCUACCAAGACCAAAAAGUGGCAUGUUUGAAAGCUACAGAAGAAGCCCGAACUGUCUUCAAAACGUUAUCACAAGAAGAACAGCGGAGUAUGAUGGUCCAUUAUGGAGAAGAUCUUGAGUACUACCUAAAGAUAAUGGUACCUUUGGACCUUCUGGGGGAUGUCUCUGAAGAGUAUGAGAAUGCCCAGAUCUCACUUUACGAGACCGAAAGCGCUCAUCGAAAGCUCGCCCGAGUACGUGGUAUCGUCGCGACGAUAAAUGGAUUGGUUUUCGGGUCCACUCUGAACUGGCUGAUAAUAGAAAAUCGCAAGGAAGAACGAGAGCUACUUGGAUUGCGAGCCGAUGCGGAGGAGCGACUUCAAGGGCAGUUUUUUAAUUUGAAGCUGGAGGAGCAAGACCAGUUCUGGCUGUGGUAUAAGGAUUUCACGGGAAUGAAUGGAAUUCUAAAGGAUAGUGAUGGGGAAUACUACUCUCCCAUGGGCUGA
Messenger RNA from Penicillium soppii, 810 nucleotides. RefSeq lists its product as uncharacterized. NCBI's taxonomy places the organism in Eukaryota, Fungi, Ascomycota, Eurotiomycetes, Eurotiales, Aspergillaceae. The record is from RefSeq and is a predicted model, not a curated record. The transcript has 2 exons. The coding region runs from base 1 to 810 and encodes 269 amino acids.